AUGGAGGCAACCGAAUAUACUUCGUUGAUUGUUCUGAAGCCAAAUGGACCUCGUAGGAAACGCUUCUUCACGAGAGCUGUGAUUGCUUUGGUGAUGACUAUCGCCAUUAUUUCCACUUAUUUGUCGUACAGAUCAAGCCUUUGGAAUGCAGUGUACACGGUUCGGUACCCAGAAUUGAAUAAACCACUCAGGGUGCGUCUUUAUACCCAUAACAUUCGAUUUGAUAACCACAAUCUCGACAAGCACGAACGGUACUGGUCGGAAAGAAAGCACUUGGUAACUUCUUCCAUCGACUAUAACACAGAUGCUAGUUUUGCUAGUGUGGUAUGUCUUCAGGAAGUGUUACACCACCAAUUGCAGGACAUUUUGUUCAACUUGAACAACAAAGAUACGAGGGAUGAAUGGACCUAUUAUGGAGUCGGUCGCUCUGAUGGCUAUACGCGUGGAGAAUACGCUCCAAUCUUGUACAGAACUUCAGACUGGGAUCUUGUAGACAACAAGACGUUUUGGUUGCUGGAAACCCCGCGUAUUCCCAGUAAGGGCUGGGAUGCUGCACUUGAAAGAAUUGUCACGAUGGUGACCCUUCGGUCGAAAUUGAACCCGCUCGUCACGUUAAACUUUUUCAACACGCAUUUUGAUCAUCGUGGAAAGGCGGCGAGAAGACAUCUGGCCCAGCUUAUUGCCAACAAGAUGGAAAAUUACAACAAUUAUCCUUCAUUUCUUUGCGGUGACUUCAAUACCCAGCCAACAGAUGAACCAUACCAGAUUCUCAUCAAACAUGGUAUGAAAGAUUCUCGUGCUCUUAUUGAUCACCUACACCACUAUGGGCAUACUGGCACUUUUACUGGGUUCAACAAACAUAAUGAAGCAAAUUCGGUCAUCGACUAUGUGUGGGCACCAUAUUUUGCAGAGAAUGGUAACGAUCAACCUUCAAUGGAAACCACCGAAUCGAUCAAUUACUACAAUUGGGACUUCCACAAAACCCACAAGAUUGCUCUUCGGUCGUUUGCUAUUCUCCACUCAUACUAUGAUUUCUACAUGAGCGACCAUAGGCCGGUAUCGGCGGACUACGAUGUGUCGAGGACAUUUUUCUGA
Molecule: messenger RNA, 1095 nt
Organism: Meyerozyma guilliermondii ATCC 6260
Lineage: Eukaryota; Fungi; Ascomycota; Pichiomycetes; Serinales; Debaryomycetaceae
Exons: 1
Coding region: 1-1095 (364 amino acids)
Molecular function (GO): 3'-5'-RNA exonuclease activity
Source: RefSeq, a predicted model, not a curated record